GCCGAUUAUUAUCCCUCCAAGCGCUUAUGUACGAGUACCCAUCAUCCUCAGAAUCCAUCCCGUGUCCUCCUUCGACAUCUGAAGCACCUUCUGCGUUUGUGCCAUUCUUAUUUAUCUUGAAACAAACGCCACAAAUUGCCUCUCAUUGGCUGCCUUGUGGAGGCAAUAUGACCCAGGCAUAGCGACGCUCGCAUGGCGUGCCGGCGGAUCAUGUACCAGGUCAAAGGCUUAGAUGGGAACAUCAAAAUGCGGGAAAUUCCUCAUCCUUAUUGCCAUGUCAAUACCACGUUACUAUUCUUGCAGCCUGCAAUCACGUUUGAAGGAUGAUACGGUGGAGUUUCUACAGCAUGACAACUCACUAUACGAUAAGUUAUAUAACAGCCAUGAUUUCUCUGAGAAAUCAAUUAUCAACAGCACAACAGCAGUUAUCCACCACAUUCCUUACUCUCCUUGUUUCCUAUUCUUUUUCUUUACACACUCCUUGAUCAUCAGAUUUCUGUAUCUUUUCCAGACUCCUUUUCCCUUUUUCGUCAUUAUAUUUUUCCACAAAAAUGUCGUCCAGCGCUGCGUUCAUUGUGAUUCUUGCCCUUGCUGGCAACGCUCUAGCAGCACCUGCUGCCAAUGACCCUAGAUUUAACCUCGUUGAGAGAGAAGCAUAUGAUGACGGACGAUAUCACUGGAAGCCAUCUCCCAUCACAUCAGGAGUAGAUGCUUCUUACUCUGAAUAUGUUCCUCGCCCAACCAAGGGACAUGGCCACCCUAUCAGUGGAGUUUCCGCUUCUGAUUAUCCCUUCUCUCAAGCUCCUGUGCCAACAAAGAUCUCCACUAUCCGACCAGGAAGACCGAUUACAACUUCAAAGCCAUCUUUCCCUACCUUCAAGCCAGAGACCACCUCUGUCAUUGUCAAGACCACCAAGAUCAAGACCACCAAGACUGCCAAAGAGAGUGAACCGACUGACGCUGUACCAUCUAAAACACCAGCAACAACAACGCCAGUAGCCAAAAAGGAAUUCAAGGGUGACGGUACCCCGGCCCAGGGCUGGCCAGGAAGUGACAAGUGGCUUAGCUUUGAUGGACUGUAAGUUCUUCUCAGAAAUAUCUUAGAAUUUUUCUUACUAAUUAUUCUUAGUUGGAACGCCAACGAGAAGAACAUCAAGUCUUCCUGCCAAAACGGCAUCCCGCAAAACAGUGAAAAGGAGAACAAAAACCUGAAAGCCGCUAUCCAGUCAGUCGGCAAAGAUGCCGGUGUAGACUCACGCUUCAUCCUCGCUGUCGUACUUCAAGAAUCUCACGGCUGUGUCCGCGUCGAGCACACCCUAUCCCCAGGUGACUCUAUCCACAACCCGGGUCUCAUGCAAUCCCAUCAAGGAGAAUUCGACUGUGAGAAGUUUGGCAGCAAAGAAUGCACCAACGAGCGCAUUGUCGGUAUGAUCCAAGAAGGAGCAGUCCACACCAAGAAGCCAGAUGGCUCCGGAUUGAAGACUGGUCUUGAGACCGCGAAGAAAGAUGGUUCAAAGAGUGAUGCUCAGAGUGCUUAUUGGUCUGCCAGACUUUAUAACUCCGGUGAUUUCAGUUAUGUUAAGGGGGGAGACUUGAGUAGCACAGUCAAGGCUGCUACUGCUAGUUACUCUUCUGACAUUGCUAACCGUCUGGUUGGUGCUGUCUUCUAAGUACAUAUCGAUUCCAUUAUGUUCGGUUUUCUAUACGGAUCUUGGAGCUUUGGUCUCCUUGCAAUAGCCGGCUACAACUACUUACGAACCAUAAGAGCGCAAGCGUUCUGCAUUGAACAACAUAGGAACUUGCGCAGAACGUGUCCUGGCAGUUUCUGCGAGCAUCGGAGUGAACGCAAUUACGGAAAAUUUUGGGUUAUGGUUUUGGAGUGAUGCGUUUGUCUCUAUUUGUUUCUGUUUGGGUCGGCUGCUGUUCCGUUCUUGGAUUUUGUGUUUUCUUUUUUGCGUUUUCACUGUGCUUGAAACCCCUGAGAAUGGGCAUCCGUUCUUACAUUCCUGGGCCGGGGCUGAGCGCCUUUUAGAUAUUGGCUAUAUGGGCUUGUGUAACAAUACCAAGAAUGAAAUGCAAUGAAUUGAUUAUUAGAUCACUCU
Messenger RNA from Hymenoscyphus albidus, 2102 nucleotides. Lineage: Eukaryota; Fungi; Ascomycota; Leotiomycetes; Helotiales; Helotiaceae. The record is from the annotation of a GenBank genome assembly.